UCUAGACUCAAGCCGUGUCCGAUAUGUCUGCAUAGCUGUUGUAGUUUGUGUGCUCUCGAGCGCUUUUCUGAUCGACUUCUCUCCUGUUCUGAAACUUUGACCAUUAAAAGUUUCUCGCCACACCGACAGUAUUUGAACUGACUGACUCUCUCUCUCUGGCGGUGAAAUACCAGUGGAUCGCGAUUCUUCAUCAUGGGUAUCGAAGCGCUUGAUUUUCCCCAGAUGUGGGAACGUCCCAGUUACACUCAGCUGGCAGACAUACUCAAGACUCUCGAACUCAGUCCCCCCAUAUGGAACCACAAGCGUCGCCGCUCAGACAUUAUCGAGGAGCAGGAAUCCCUGGCCGGCCAGCGCAAGGCCGAAGUCACUCGUUACCUCUCCUCCAUCAUCAAGAGCCCUCUGUCAUGGAUCGAGGACGACGACGAGAAGGAGAUCCUCUGGACCCAGGCGAGCAAGCGCAUGUCAGAGCGAUGCGGACGCACGGCCAUGGGAGAAGUUAUCAGGAGCUGGCCUUUCGAGGACGGCGCAGACGAGUUUGAGCUGAUUAUCCGAGAGCCUGCCCUCACAGGAGAUUCGCUCGGUUUCAAGACCUGGGGAUCGUCAUAUGUGCUGUCGCAGCACCUCCCUCGAAUGGCUGAGACGUCGCUGUUUCGACUGUUCGAUGAGACGCUAGGGCAGCCAAGACCUGAUGUUCUUGAACUUGGAUCCGGAACAGGGCUUUUGGGUCUUGCAGCUGCGGCUUUCUGGAAGGUUCCUGUAGCCCUGAGCGACCUACCGAACAUCGUGCCCAACCUGAGAGAAAACGUUGCCAAGAACGCCGACCUCAUCAAGUCUCGUGGUGGAUCACUCACAGUCGGCGACCUCACCUGGGGUGGCAGUGAGGACGAAAUAGACCAGACUCUGUUUGGACAACCGAAUCAGUUCAAGAUUGUCCUCGCGGCUGAUCCCAUGUACGACGAUGACCACCCAGCGCUUCUCGCUUCGGCCAUCAGCGACCACCUGGCUUUGGGCUCAGACUCACGCGCCGUCGUUAUGGUCCCGCGUCGAGACGCCACCACAGAGCGUCUCCUCGAGUCGUUCCGCCAGGCCAUGCUUGACCUCGACACGCCGCUGUUUUGCGAGGAGGAGGACGAGCUUGCGGGCCAGGAUGACUGGGUUGAGGAUGACGAGGCGGGCAACGUGCGGUGCUGGCUUGGUGUAUUCAGUCGAGGCGGUUCACCAUUGUCUGUUGUCAAUGAUACAGCCUCAGUCGCUGUAUAAGUGAUUAGGAGGAGGAGGAGGGAGGGAAUGGAGUCAGGCGCCUUGCACUUGGGACGAAUAGGGGAUAUGGAUGUGAGGAAACACUAGAGGAUUGGAUGAUUAGAUGACUAGAUAUAGACCCAUUGAUUGAUUGAUUGACUGUU
Fusarium graminearum PH-1 is the source of this 1403-nucleotide messenger RNA. RefSeq lists its product as uncharacterized. The transcript is spliced from 2 exons. The record is from RefSeq and is a predicted model, not a curated record. The coding region runs from base 193 to 1260 and encodes 355 amino acids. NCBI's taxonomy places the organism in Eukaryota, Fungi, Ascomycota, Sordariomycetes, Hypocreales, Nectriaceae.